This is a messenger RNA of Nerophis lumbriciformis (worm pipefish), 970 nucleotides long. It is a transcript of the gene cbln4, whose product is annotated as cerebellin 4 precursor. Gene Ontology annotation, molecular function: protein binding. Gene Ontology annotation, cellular component: synapse. Lineage: Eukaryota; Metazoa; Chordata; Actinopteri; Syngnathiformes; Syngnathidae. The record is from RefSeq and is a predicted model, not a curated record.
GGCUGUGUGACAGGGACACUGGUGGCGUCCCGGAAUCGAACAACGACGCACCAACUUUAAAUUGUCCCCCUUUUUUCUUUUUUUUUUCAUUGAAAAAAAUAUGAGCGCUGCGGAGUUUGACUGCGGUUUGACUGCGGAGCGGACGCGGACGCCGUGCGCGGUGAGGAUGUCCACGGUGGACGCAGCGCGCGCGUGGAGCCGCUCAUAAAAAAGAAGGGGAGAGCAACCAUGGCGCUGCUGGGAUGGACCACCGUGAUGGCGUGGGCGCUGAUGAUGUCGCCGGCGCCGCUGCGAGCCCACGACAACGACACGGAGCCCAUCGUGCUGGAGGGCAAGUGUCUGGUGGUGUGCGACUCCAACCCGGCCGCCGGCUGGAGGGCGUCCGACUCGCCGCUCGGCAUCUCCGUGCGCGCCGCCCACUCCAAGGUGGCCUUCUCGGCCGUGCGCAGCAACAACCACGAACCCUCCGAGAUGAGCAACAAGACCAGGAUCAUCUACUUCGACCAGGUUCUCGUGAACAUCGGAAACUUCUUCACAUUUGAGUCGGUGUUUUUGUCCCCGAGAAAAGGAGUCUACAGUUUUAACUUUCACGUCAUUAAAGUGUACCAGAGUCAGACCAUACAGGUGAACCUGAUGCUGAACGGGAGGCCGGUCAUCUCGGCCUUCGCGGGCGACAAGGACGUGACCCGCGAGGCGGCCACCAACGGAGUCCUGCUCUACCUGGAAAAGGAGGACAAGGUCUACCUGAAGCUGGAGAAGGGCAACCUGGUGGGCGGCUGGCAGUACUCCACCUUCUCCGGCUUUCUCGUCUUUCCGCUGUAAGAAAAAGAAGAAGAAACAAAAAAUGAGAUCGCGAGCCGAUCGAGUCCUCUUUUGUGAUGUUUUCGUCGCUGUAUAGUCAAAACAACGUGGCGGGACAAAACGGACGUUCCCGAAGACGCUUUAUAUCCUGUCAAUCAAACAGAGACGG